GCUGUCGUCGUCACUGAUGGAGAAAGGAUUUUGGGUCUUGGAGACCUGGGUGUGUACGGGAUGGGAAUUCCGGUAGGAAAAUUGUGUUUAUAUACAGCCUGUGCAGGGAUACAUCCGGAUAAAUGCUUGCCUGUGUGCAUCGACGUUGGAACUGAUAAUACGACACUCUUAAAAGAUCCGUUUUAUAUGGGCCUGUACCAAAAAAGAGAUCGCUCGCAGGUCUACGAUGACCUCAUCGAUGAAUUUAUGGAAGCUAUUACAGACAGGUAUGGCCAGAACACGCUUAUCCAAUUUGAAGACUUCGGGAACCACAACGCUUUUCGGUUUUUAAGGAAAUACAGAGAGAAAUACUGCACCUUCAAUGAUGAUAUUCAAGGGACAGCAUCAGUGGCCUUGGCGGGACUCCUGGCAGCACAGAAAGCCACCGGGAAACCACUCGCGGAGCAGAAAGUGCUGUUCCUUGGAGCAGGAGAG
Molecule: messenger RNA, 474 nt
Organism: Mesitornis unicolor (brown roatelo)
Lineage: Eukaryota; Metazoa; Chordata; Aves; Mesitornithiformes; Mesitornithidae
Product: NAD-dependent malic enzyme, mitochondrial-like
Exons: 4
Biological process (GO): pyruvate metabolic process; malate metabolic process
Cellular component (GO): mitochondrion
Molecular function (GO): malate dehydrogenase (decarboxylating) (NAD+) activity; malate dehydrogenase (decarboxylating) (NADP+) activity; NAD binding
Source: RefSeq, a predicted model, not a curated record